Messenger RNA from Capsicum annuum, 1343 nucleotides. RefSeq names its product F-box protein At2g40925. Gene Ontology annotation, molecular function: protein binding. Bases 232 to 699 code for a protein of 155 amino acids. NCBI's taxonomy places the organism in Eukaryota, Viridiplantae, Streptophyta, Magnoliopsida, Solanales, Solanaceae. The record is from RefSeq and is a predicted model, not a curated record. The transcript has 2 exons.
GGAAGCGACCCUUCACCAAAAAAAAAAAAAAAAAAAAAAAGAGGAAGCGACCCGAGGCGGCCCAAUCCCAAUUUGGGUUGGAAUUGGAUUGGAAUGAGAACACCCAAUCCCAAUUUGGAUUGGAAUGAGAACAUAGAGCAACUCUUAUAGAAUGAAAACCGUAGCAAGCAUCUCCAUACUCCAUAUAUUCAAUUAAAGCUCGAAGCUUUAUCCCUCAAGUAAAUUAUUGCGAUGAAGAGAUGUAAUGAAUUAUCAGCUGAUAUAGAAUCAAAGAAAAAGCAGAAGAAAUCGAUUUCAAUUACCAAAAAGCCUAAUCUGUUCGAUAAAGAGUUCAAUCCUAGUGAAGAAACGGAGCCGGAGCUCAAGGAUGUUGAUCAGGCCAUGGGAACGGAAAUACUUAUGGACAUCCUCAAAUGGUUACCUCUUCGGUCUUUUCUCCGUUUCAAAUGUGUUUCAAAAUUUUGGAAUGCAUUGAUCUCGGAACCAUACUUCAAAAUGAAGCAACUCAGUCGUGCCAAGAAUGACAAAAAUUCCCAAAGAUUUGUGACUAGUGAAAUAUACCCAAAGGGUAUAUCUCCAAUGUAUUGUUGUCAUUUAUCGUCGGGGUCAGAUCCGCUGAAUGAGGAUGUACAGGAGCUUGAUUACCCUACAGGCUUUAUACCAUGGGGUUGCGGCCUUCUUUGUUGUUGUGAUCCUUGAUUAUCAUCCAGGUUAUUGAUAAUUAUCAUGAUAGACGCCUCAUACACUUGCUAUGGAACCCCUCCACAAGAGAAUCGAUAGUACUUCCAGAUAUGCCAGAGGUCGAAUAUUUUCGUUUGGGAUUGGGUUAUGACUCAACUUGUGGUGACUAUAAGAUCCUUAAAAUUAAUAGCGCAUCUACUCAAAUUCUCGCGUUGAAAGAUGGUCGCUGGAGAAAUAUUGAUAAACAUCCUCCUUCCCCUCGGAGUUUGUUGUUCGAUACUCCUUCUUUGCCAGCAGUACAUGAGGCGUUUCAUUGUAUCGUUGCUGUUGGAAACUAUGAUGUUGUGAGAGGGAGAAAAAUUUCUUUGGUUUCAUUUAGUGUUUCAAAUGAAAUGUAUGGAGAAAUACCGUUGCCAGAGCAAGUAUUGUGCCCAACGCGCACAAUACUUUCAAUUUACACAAAGAAAUUGCAACUCUUUCUUAAGAGAAUGCAUGUCUUCUUAUUUCUCAAAAUUGAAAGACUUGUACGAAGAAUUUGAGGCCCUAGUGCCUGCACUUGGAUGUGAUUGUGACAAGUCCAAAGAGUAUGUGCUUCAUCUGCAAAAACUAAAACUAUUUCAAUUUUUGAUGGGAUUAAAUGAAUCGUACACAUAUGCAAGAAA